AUGAACACCGACACGACCACCGAUCUCCAUACUGAUGUCGACGCCGAGGCAUCUUCGCGCGCCUCUGAUGCCGCCGCAGGACCAUCUACGUCUAAGAAUGGACGUAUACUUGGACGAAGAACCGCGAAGACGCGAGAAAAAGUAUAUAGAUGUGAUCUUGAGGGAUGCGACAAGGCGUACACGAAGCCGUCGCGUCUCGCUGAGCACACGCGCUCGCAUACUGGACAUCGCCCAUACAAAUGCCCCUCCUGCUCGAAAUCCUACCUCCGCGAUACCCACCUCGCCGCACAUGCGCGCACGCACCUUCCCACAUCUGCGCGUCCGCUCGCAUGCUCCGAACCAGGAUGCGACAAACGCUUUUGGACACCGCAGCACCUGAAUACACACGUCGAGGUCAUGCACAGGGGUGUGAAGAGCUAUGAGUGUGAGGUGUGCCCUGCCGCCUUCGCAAAGCACCAUCAACUUCGCGCACACACUGCCGCUGAACACGCGCCUCCCGGCAGUAAACCAUAUCUGUGCACACACAACGAGUGCACAAAGUCGUUCGCGACGGCACAGAAGCUACGCGCGCACGUGAAGGUGCACGAGGAGAAGAGAUAUACGUGCGCGCAUCCCGUGUGCCUCGCUCUACCAGCAACGGAGCCGGCUUAUUUUCCUACAUGGACCGCACUCCAGCACCACAUCCGCACGGCGCAUCCGCCGACGUGUCCGCAUGCCUCCUGUAACGGGCGCACCUUUGCGUCGCAUGCGGGGCUGAGGGCGCAUCUAAAGGUGCAUGCGGAUGCGGAUCGGAGGCGCGGAGGCGAGGUCGGGAGAGAUUGGAGAUGCGAGGAGGACGGGUGCUGGAAGGAGUUCAAGUCUAAAAAAGCGCUCACGACGCACCAUACCAUCACGCACCUCGGCAGGCGCGACUUCGUGUGCCCCGAAAUCGGGUGCGCGCGGGCGUUCGGAUAUAAGCACAUACUGCAGCGACAUGUCGCUCGCGUGCAUGCCGCUGUGCGCGAUCAGGGACAGAGUGGGGAAGCGCGCGGACGAGAAAACGAUGCUGAUGCUGACGCAGACACGGAUGAGGAAUGCAGUGACGCAGGUGAAGCGCGAGGAGGACCUAGCGGCAUCGAUGCCAUGACUGGGCGCUUAUACGCACAGCGCGCCGCCGCUGGGGACUCUGGGCCUACUGGCGCCGGUAUGGGCAGAUUGCGUCAGCUCCGGUGCCCGUACCCCAACUUGAGCGGCUUCUCGUCGUCGUUGUCGCCUUUACAACAUCUGCAGGGAGCGGUGGCGGCGUGCGAGUACGCCUUCGGGCGCGCGUAUGAUCUACGAAGGCAUUUGGAGGCAGUGCAUGGGGUCGUGCUGGAGAAGGAGAUUGUGGAUGCAUGGGCGAGGCGUGUCAGAGCCGGGCUUGCGAGGGGCAGUUCUCGUUAGCAUAUGUUGGUUCUCUAUCUACGAGGGUGCUGAUCUUCAUCAAACCUGAAGUCGAAACAUC
Heterobasidion irregulare TC 32-1 is the source of this 1483-nucleotide messenger RNA. It is a transcript of the gene Zfp4, whose product is annotated as putative transcription regulator. Gene Ontology annotation, biological process: regulation of transcription by RNA polymerase II. NCBI's taxonomy places the organism in Eukaryota, Fungi, Basidiomycota, Agaricomycetes, Russulales, Bondarzewiaceae. Gene Ontology annotation, cellular component: nucleus. The record is from RefSeq and is a predicted model, not a curated record. The coding region runs from base 1 to 1422 and encodes 473 amino acids. The transcript is spliced from 7 exons.